GUGUGUGUGUAAAGUGGGUCUCCGAUUUCAGGUUCUUGGGUUCCGCCCUCCAGUGUAGGAGUAGAACUGUACAUUUUCGUUCUGACCAGUUUAGGGGCAGAUCCCCCAAACACGCACACUCGCACACACACACACACAGACACACACACAGACAGACACACACGUACACUACACCAAAAUAAGGAACCGGUUUAAAUCUGCUGAAUCACUGCAGGAGGAGAAAAUCAGCAGUUCUUUGAGUUUUGAGGACUUCAUAGAUUUCACAGACAGGAAAUUCAUAGAUUUUUCUCACCUAUAAAUAAAACUUCAGUUCUUUGUAAAUAUUGUUAACGGAGAUGUUUGGAAAGUUUGUGCUGUGGGAAGAACAUCCGUUUUGGAGCUUUGGUUGUGAGGAUCACAUCAUCAUGGAGAAAUUACCCAUGUCUGGAGAUGAAGCUGUCAUUUCUUUUCUCUGUCAUUUAGGAAGAAAGUUCUUUUUUUGUGUAGAGAAAAUAAAUGUAUAACUUCUGUGGAAAUCUUUCCAGAAGCACUGAUUUGGAAAGAUUGACUGGUGCUCCAGUGUAAAACAGAAUCAAAGGAACUGAGAGAAAUUUGUUGGAGUGUUUGGAGUAGCUGCUGCACUGCUGGGUAAAACUAAACUUUUGGUAAGAACAGUCUGGACUUUUUGGGUUUGUGAAGAUCUUCUCACUGAUCUUCUGAACAUCUCAGAGGACCUUAGGUUUGAUGAUGGUUAGGGCGCAAUGGCUAGAUAUUGCACAUUAGUAUAGAGUAGAAUCCUAAUGAUGACUUCACCAAGCUUUGGCUUCACUCAGGAGCAGGUGGUGUGUGUGUGCGCGGUGCUUCAACAGGGCAAAGAUCUCGAGCGGCUCGGUCGCUUCCUGUGGUCACUUCCGCCGUGUGACCGCCUGCACAAGAACGAGUCGGUGCUUCAGGCCAAAGCAGUGGUGGCCUUCCACCGAGGAGACUUUCACGAGCUUUACCGGAUCCUCGAGAGCCACCAGUUCUCCACACAGAACCACGUGGGGCUGCAGCAGCUGUGGCUCAGGGGACACUAUGCUGAGGCCGAGAGGCUGCGUGGCCGUCCGCUUGGUGCUGUAGGGAAAUACCGUGUGCGCCGCAAGUUCCCUUUACCGCGCACCAUCUGGGAUGGAGAGGAGACCAGCUACUGCUUCAAGGAGAAGUCACGCUCAGUGCUGCGAGACUGCUACACACACAACCCGUACCCGUCUCCACGCGAGAAAACACAGCUGGCCAACACCACCGGACUGACCACCACACAGGUCAGCAACUGGUUCAAGAACCGGAGACAGAGAGACCGAGCUGCUGGGGCCAAGGACAGGCGAGUGUUAUUGCAGUGCAUGCACACACACACACACAGCCAGUUUAAAUGUAAAUUCAAAUAACAGGAGUAUUUUCUGUAAAACCAUGAAGAGAUUCAUUUUGAUGUGUAAAGCUGCAGAAACCGAGAGAGAAACACACAUUGUCUGAUUUAGGUCUGAUCAGCGUCUGCAUCUGAUUUUGUGUUCAUUUGAAUUUAUUUUUCCUUCACAAUGUGACAAAGUUUAAAACUCUAUUUCAGCCUCUUACAUUCAAAGAAAUAACACAGAAAUUACAGCAGACUGACAUAUGAUGACAACCUUGUGUGUGUGUGUGUGUGUGUGUGUGUGUGUGUGUGUGUGUGUGUGUAAUUUUUUUUUUUUUUAGAGGAUAGCCAUAAUAAACCUCUUCAACUCUGCAGCUCUGAGGCGGAAAAUAUAGAGCAGUUCUUACUGUUAUGGAGCCCCACCCCAGACGCUUCCCCAAGAAAACCUGGACCUAAAACUUGGCUGAAGCCAGAACCUGGACUCGAACACAUGAACCUCUGCUGAACAAAGAACAUCACUGAGCUGGGACUGUAAGCUUUAAACAGCAUGAAAGAAAUAAUUAUUAAAAAACAUUUAAAUAAAUAAUUAUUAUUGUGAUGAAGAGCGCUGUGUGGAUCUCUAUUACUGAUGUUGUUCCAUAGAAGAAACUCCAAGAAGAAAGUGUCCUUAUAGUGAUCCAAAACCCCUAAAAGAACCCCUUGAAAACCUUGCGUAUAUUAACCGGGUAAGUGUGGUAAUCCAGACUACCCGCUCUCCUCCCUCCCUCUCAGCAGAAAGCUAUCGUUGAUGGUGAACUAGAAGAUGAAAUGUGAGCUCCUGCUUUUCCACAGAAGAGGGUGGAGACCAGAAAACCACUGAAUCUUAAACAGGAAUUCCUGAACUGAGAGAGAGAGAGAGAGAGAGAGAGAGAGAGAGAGUGAGUGAGAGAGAGUGUGUGUGUGUGUGUGUGAGAGAGAGAGAGAGGUGUAAAUGAAUACAUUAAUCCAGGAGUCUUCAAAGUUUUUUAUCAACAUUUUUCAUAAACAUUAUCAAACACAGCCACUGAUUUUUAUAGAAACCUAUAAUAUUACACUAGUUAUAUCAUCUUAAAACAAUUAGAACUAUGAUGUUGUUUAUGCAUCAUUGUCUGUAUAUUUUCAAAAAGUUGAAAGUUUAUACUUUCAAAAAGAUUUGUGCAUCAUAACGAACAUAUUUUGCAACUAAUAUGUAUUAAGCUGUUUACAGUUUGUCUUUUAAUUUAAUAGAUUUGCAGUUUCAUACAUUUUCUUUUUACUAUCAGGUGGACAAUUAUACAUUUGCAUUAACUUCAGCUUUAAAUUUAAUAAAACUUUAUUGUAAUAAUUAUAAUAUUAAAUUUUUUUUUAUCUUUGAUGUUUUCACCCAUUUUUUUUUUACAAAAAUGUAUUUAUGAUUCAACAUUAAUUAGCUGAACCCUGGUUGAAGACCAAUGCAUUUAUGUGUGUGUGUGUGUGUGUGUGUGUGUGUGUAUGAUAUCUCAGAAGCGUUCAUUAGUUUUUCAUGAUUCCCUGCUUUUUUCUGAUUCUCUGCUGAAUGAUCUGCUGUUUAAACGCAAUGCUUUAUUAAUAAUAAUAAUAAUAAUAAUAAUAAUAAUAAUAAUAACAACAAUAACAAUAAUGUUAAUUUGUCGAAUAUUGUUUACAAAAGACAAACACUUUGUCAAAAAGAUAACCAAAUAUAUUUUUGUUAAUUAAAAGGUGAAAAUGAACUAAAUGUUUAAUGUAAAUGUUUUUAAAUGAUGUCCUGUGACGUUUAAUUAAUCAGCUGUAUUCAUUAAUUAAUUAAGAGUAAAACUGUUUUUUUCUAUAGCAGUAGUUCUUAAAAUGUAGUUCGGCCCUCUAGUGGGGAAUAAAAACAUGACAGAUGGGGAACAAUGAACGGCAGGAAUUACAUUUUUUUUGCGUUCUUCAUUAAUAUUCAUUUAUGAUUUUCUCUAUUAAAAAUGAAGUUUAUACACUCAAAGCAACUACAAACAAUAAGAUCGUUAAUGCAAGUAAAUUAAAACAAACUUUGUUAGGUUACAUUACAUAUUUCUUAUUUUCUCUAUUUUUGAACUUGGUGCUAUUUGAUGUUAUUAAUUUUGGAACUUGAUGGAUCAAACAAUUAGACGUUUAAACUAUUUCAUUACCUAAUUAGUGAAAAAACUCACCCCUUCUAAAGUGGGGAAUGGCAAAAAAAAGGUUUGAGAACCACUGAUACAGUAUAUGGAGAUGUUCUAGGGACGUUCUGCCCUCUAGUGGCUGCGAUUAGUCAUUACAUAGUAUUUAUGGCAUCUGGCAGACGCGCUUAUCCAGGGCUACUUAUGAUUACAUAUACACAUAUGAGCAGUUGAGGGUCAAGGGUCUUGCUCAGGAGCUAAGCAGUGGCAGUUUGGUCGCGCUAGGAAUAAAAACUGGGAAACUAUCAGAGGUCGAACAUCUUCACCACAGAGUUACCACUUUCUGAAAAUGGCAUCAACAUAAACAAGAGCAAAGCACAUAGCAUUUUCAAGCAACACAUAACGCAUAAUUUUUUACAACAACUCAGUCCUAUUAAACUAAUCACAUCUGCAUGUGUGCUCAAGAAUUCACAUUAAUACCAGGAUUAGAUGAUCUCGGAUGUACAAAAACAGGCCCUAAACUAAUGGGAAGGCAACACGAAAUAAUAAAAAUUGUUAUUUGUGUGUGGUUAUUUGGUCAGCAAAGUGGUAUUUAUUUAGUCUACUUUAAUCUAAAGAAUCCUGUGUAGGAAAGUUAUAGUACUUUUAGCACAUGGCGAGUGUUAAACACACCCUGCUGUGAUGCAAGUGUGAUAAAGUUCAUUUCUGGGUCUCAUUACAGCAUUAACACAAGUCAGGACAUGACAUUCUGCAAAUUAAUUACGUAACUAAGAUGACUGCUUCUCUAUUAGGUUGGGUUUUGGAUGCAGGUUUUAGCCCCUGGUACAUUGAGGGAAUCAGGUCUGUCCUGAUCCACUGCCUGGUCCAAAAAAUAAAAAUGUCUCCCCUUUAAAAAAACAAAAAGCAAACAGAAACAAACAAAAAAAACAAAAUUAAUAUCAAUUUAUUGACAUUUUCAAGUUCUGGCUUCUGAGUUUCAUAACAAUAAACAAACAAAUGCCCUUUGAGGUAAACUGCUGUAGCAGAUGGUCCUGCUCUUAAUAUAGAGCACGGUAUUACACUCAGAGCACCGAGUUUAUGUUUGUGUGUAAGAUCCCUCCUGACGAGUCUUCGGUUUUUAGGAUAAAUACUGGACUCUUGCUCCUUUCAUUGUACACCAACACAAAGCACUCAUGCACUCAUUACUGGAUAAAAAUGACUACAUAUCUUUAAAGCUCCAAAUAGUUUUAGUGAAUAAACCAUAGAGAGCAUUGGGGAGAAAUGAGCUCAAUCAGGCGCACCCUCUUCAGGAAGAUUUUCACCGCAUUGUGUUUACAUUUCAUAAUAAAUCAUUAUGUCCCUACAUGGUGAGAAAUCCUCUUAACAAGGGGACAGAGUUGGUCUUUAUGUAACUACAGUGUUACAGCUCAUAAUUGGACUGUUUUUCUGUCUUAUCUGAAUCAAAUGAUGUGGAAUCAGAUGAGCCAAACGGUACAUAAUUUAUUUUUUAAAAUUACAAAUACUACUUCAAUACUGUGAAUUAAAAAUAUGACCAAAAAAAAGCGAUUUUGUAUCGAUAUGUAAAGUUCUCAGUGAUGGCAGCCCAUAUACUGGUCCCUCGAAUGAGCAUGUUGUGCCCGGCUGUCAUUUUGCAGGCUAGAAAGACUUUAAUCUUUCUUUAAACCCAAACUCAGAAUUGUUCCAUUAUUAACAUAGCUCAGGAAUUAGAUCAGGAAUUAGAAGUUUCUUCUCUUGAAUUUCCUGGUUAAUGUUUCGCACCGUGCUCUGGAUGAGACUAUGUUACUUUAUCAUUCUUCAGCUGCAGCACCGUGUUUAGUGUUUUUACCUUCACACUCAAAUCUGAUCUGCUCAACUGCAGCCUGAUUACUGAAGAAAAGGAAAGUGAUCUCUUAGAGGAGAGGAUGAGGGUGGAGAGGCUCUCUCCCACUCUCUCUCUCUCUCUCUCUCUCACACACACACACAGUUUUUGAGUUUUGUCCCUCUUGCUUUAACUGAAGCCUCGGAAGAAAAGGAUGUCAGGGUCCUAGGGGAAAGGGAGAGGAGAGAGAGAGAGAGAGAGAGAGAGAGAGAGAGAGAGAGAGAGAGAGAGAGAAAGAGACCACACGAGAUGAGAACAGGUUUGGAGAGAGCUUUUUACUUACUUGGGGUUUCCCGGGUUGGUGGGAAUUACACGUGUUUUGGCCCUAUAAUGUGUGUGUGAAACCCACACCAUGCUGUUACAGCACACUGCACACUAACACAUUGUUAAUACACUUGUAAAUAGAGGAAAUGCAGUGGAUCAGCUGAGCCGUGAUCAGCACGUGUUUCUCUGAUGUCUGCAUCUUCAGUUCAGCCCAGGAGCUCUGAUUCUACAUAAUGAACUCCUUAAGCUUAGUAGUUACUAUAGUUUGACACUCUGUCAUUUAUCUUCAAACAGCUCGUGGUGAUCGGAGUGUUACUGGACCUGUGGAUCUCCUCGGUGUGUGACAAAAAUAUCAUAUCAUGAUACGCAUCACAAUAUGAAUCAUAUCGCAAAACCCGACAACAAUAAAGAUGACGCUCGAAAGAAAGUGACACCACGUCAUCAGUACAGCAUCUGAUCGCCACUGUUUAUUCUGUAAUGAUUCAAAUGAAUAAAUGAAUAAAUAAAUGCAUCACCAUAACGACGAUCCCAGAGAAACGUGUGUGGCCUAAUCGUGUAUCAUGAUAUCGAUAUUACAGGAUCAGUCAGAGCAGAACUUUUCCCCCCACAAACAAAACGUUUAUUCAUGUCUCAGUGAAAACUUUACCAAGAUAACAACAAGAACCCAAAAAGGUAAAAGGAAAGCGUUUGGUUCCCAAUGCGGCAGAGAGGACGAGAGUUCGGGUCAUUAUUCAGUUCAUAACAACACAAAAAACACGAGGGAGAAAAAAAGAAUACAGACACCACACACCUCCUUCUCUUUAAAUAUGAAAAAUAAAAUUUGUAGCUUAUGAGUGAGGUUAAACUUGACCUAC
Molecule: messenger RNA, 6456 nt
Organism: Silurus meridionalis
Lineage: Eukaryota; Metazoa; Chordata; Actinopteri; Siluriformes; Siluridae
Product: homeobox protein six1a-like
Exons: 2
Coding region: 780-1403 (207 amino acids)
Biological process (GO): regulation of transcription by RNA polymerase II
Cellular component (GO): nucleus; transcription regulator complex
Molecular function (GO): DNA-binding transcription factor activity, RNA polymerase II-specific; RNA polymerase II cis-regulatory region sequence-specific DNA binding
Source: RefSeq, a predicted model, not a curated record